Messenger RNA from Nestor notabilis (Kea), 1053 nucleotides. It is a transcript of the gene IL10RB, whose product is annotated as interleukin 10 receptor, beta. The record is from RefSeq and is a predicted model, not a curated record. Lineage: Eukaryota; Metazoa; Chordata; Aves; Psittaciformes; Psittacidae. The transcript is spliced from 7 exons. Gene Ontology annotation, biological process: blood coagulation. Gene Ontology annotation, cellular component: membrane. The coding region runs from base 1 to 1053 and encodes 350 amino acids. Gene Ontology annotation, molecular function: protein binding; interleukin-10 receptor activity.
AUGGUAGGAAUUGUGUCUGUGAAGCAGUUUUUAUUUAAGCAGGGUUUAGAUUUAAAACGCUUGUCUGCUAAAGUAUCUGGAAUAGUGCCAAAACCCGAAAACGCAAGGAUUACUUCAGUUAAUCUUCGUAGCAUUUUACAGUGGGAUGCACCUAGGUUUUACAAAGGGAAUAUAAGUUACACUGUCCAAUCUAAGAGCAUCAAUUUACCUGGAGACACAUACGAAAAUGUGAGCACAAAUCUGAGACUCACAGAGUGUGAUGUCUCUUCUCUGUCUGCGUAUGGAGACUACAUUUUACAGGUCCGAGCGGAGUCAGAAAAUGACCAUUCAGACUGGAUGACCAUCAGAUUUAAGCCAAUGGAUGACACCAUCAUUGGGCCACCCGAUGUAAAAGUGAAGUCAGAGUCUGGUUCUCUGCAUGUGGAUUUCAUAGGCCCUUUUGCUGAACGUGACAACUGGCCUCUGAAGCAGUAUUAUGGUUCAUGGAAUUACAGGAUACUGUACUGGAAGAAGGGCAGCACUGCUUCUGGGGUAACUCACGUAGAUACUAAACAUAACACUGAAAUACUAUCUCAGUUGGAGCCAUGGAUGAUAUAUUGUAUUCAAGUGCAAGCAGUUAUCCCCGAGUGGAACAAAACAGGGGAACUGAGUGAAGUGCUUUGUGAGCAGACAACCCACAACGGUGUAACUCCUGUGUGGAUGGUUGUGACCAUUCUCAUAGGAUCAAUGUUGGUCGUUGUGAUAUCUGUUCCUGUUUGUUUCUUUUUCUUUUUGUAUCUGUAUCGACUUGCCAAACAUGUUUUUUGUCCUUCAUAUAUUUUCCCACAACACUUGAAAGAGUUCUUGAACAAGCCUUCCAGUGGUUCACAGAUUUUUUCUCCAGUCCCACAAGAAGAGCAUCUUUUUUAUGACAAGCUAACUGUCAUUUCAGAAGAAUCCAGAAGUCACAGUGAUGAGACUGGGGAUGAAGCCAGUAAGACACCAGAGCACCUUCAGGACUCUGAACAUGAAGAUUCUGAUUCAAGAAUAACAUCAGCUUCAGAAAAGGCCUGA